GAUAAGAGGUGGUGUCACAUUUCAGCAAGCCAAUGCGGAACAGUUUGCAGAUGGUGGCGGAGUAAACCUGUUAAUGUGCACACACUGGCAGUUUCCAUGCUUGCAAGGAUAUUGGAGUGAGAGGAACAACAAAAAACCAUACAGUCCAAAGGCAUCUCUGCGGAUCAGCUUACUUUCAUCAUUUGAAGAUGAUGCGAUUGCUGUUCCUGAGUCUGCUUCUGCUGCUGCCAGCUGCCUCCGCUUCAGAUGAUACGGAGGGAUCGGCUUCAUUUGAGUCAGACGAUGAGGAUAUGCCAACUAUGAAGACACAUGGGGGAGUUGUGGGGAGUUUUCCAAAGAGGGAUCAGUCCACUGGUUCGACAGAAGACUCGAAAGAAGGUCAGGUCCUGGUGAUCGCUAUCGUUGCUGUGGUGGCAGUGUUGGUUCUAACCAUAGUCAUAGUUGCUGUUGUGUGUGUGAGAAGGCGAAAACUGAAUCAGGAGCAAGGAAUUUACACCGUGCCUACGGAGCAGGGCCACAAAAUAGCCAUCUAGUUUCCCAACCCACCUGCAGUCCUCCAUUGCAAAGCAGAGAGCCAAGCACGACAUCAGGCUCUGUCAUCUCCUGCUCUGACUCAGGACACUUUAACCUCUUUGCACGACAACCUGUUUGACACAGCACCGAUUCCUGCUCGCGCCCACACAGCCCUCGUGUUCACUCAGCACUUGCAAAAUGUGUCUUCCUUGUGGUGCCACUUUUGUUUUUUGUUUUUCUGUGCCACUCCGUCUCGGUCCACUCAGGAUUUAGCCGUGGAGCUCCAGUUCAAAUCGAAGACAGCGAAUGAGGCUCAACUUUAUAUUCACCAAAAUAAUUCAUUCAGCACAAAAGCCUAUAAAUUUCUUUUUUUUUUCUUUUCUUGAAAGAACAGACAAACAGAAAAUUAUUCCAACUGGUUAUGAACUUGAUCCAUGUGGCACAAACAGACAAACUACUCUAAUCCAAUAUAAGCUGACUUAUGCGCUUUUUCCUCCUGUUCAUUUGUCACGCAUCCUCCAUUCUUGUACCUUUAAAAAAAAAUAAAAAAAUCCCUAUGUCCCUUCUCUGCAGUUCUGCAUAAAUGACCCUGUGACCGGUUUUUAGUUUCCACUCUUUCAUUUUGAGAUCCUGUCAGUUUAGUGUUUAAACUGUUUGUUCAAUUCAAUUCAGACUUGGGUCAAUAACUUCCAUCUUAAAAAAGAAGGAAAUGUAGUUUGCAGGAGGGGGAAAAAGCGGUUUGAAUUUACUUAGUACUGAUUGACCAAACACCAACGGUGUUUUCGUUUCACUCGUGCGGAACACAACCUUGUUGAUAUGCUCUUGUUUUUCUUUCAUUCUGACACAAAAAGUGAUGUUUUAGUUCACUACCUGAUUCAAAACAAAUAACAAUAUUCAUUGUUAAUGCAUUUAUUCAGUGUAAAUCUGAGCAUUGUGCCUUAGUCUGAGAUUAUGGCUUUUUUUUUUUUUUGCCCAAAAAGCCUUCAGUAGGUGUCAGUAUUUCAAGGAUAAAAUUUUGAUUUGAAAAGAAAAUAAUGCAAAUACGAAACAUUUCUAUUAAGUAAUAUAUUGUGUAAUUUUUAUGACACUACUAAUUCAGUUUAAGUUGUAGCAAUGGAGCUUUUUUGAUUCUGUAUAUGAUAACUUUUUAUUUUCCUUUUCUGUCAGGGCUAAAGGCUUUAAGUAUCUAUUGUGUAGAGAUGUGUGUAUCAAAUUUUUCUUUUUACAAAGCAUUUAUCCAAAAAUAUUUGUUGGCUGUUUUAUUGGAGCAAAGAAAGUAAACAGUUUGAUUUCACAUUGAGGAAGUUUGCUCAUUUAUGCACUUUUUGUAUUCAAAUGUAUGUGUUUUGGUUUUUUAUACACCAACAAAAACCCUUGCAGAUGUUUUGGUGGUAACAUAAUCUCCAGAGUGUUGGUGUCUCAUAACAAACGGGUUGCAGUUAAGUAACAUGUCGAUUGUUUGCACAACUGCAGUCACUUUUUUUAUGUCUUAAAGCAGUAAGACUUCAAAAAAGAAAUGCUUUAUAUUGUGUAGCAAUGCUGAAAUCUGGAUGGUUUAUUUUUCUCAUUAAAUGUCUUUUCAAAUGUU
Oryzias latipes (Japanese medaka) is the source of this 2101-nucleotide messenger RNA. RefSeq lists its product as uncharacterized. Lineage: Eukaryota; Metazoa; Chordata; Actinopteri; Beloniformes; Adrianichthyidae. The record is from RefSeq and is a predicted model, not a curated record.